Molecule: messenger RNA, 23114 nt
Organism: Schistocerca americana (American grasshopper)
Lineage: Eukaryota; Metazoa; Arthropoda; Insecta; Orthoptera; Acrididae
Gene: futsch
Product: microtubule-associated protein futsch
Exons: 9
Biological process (GO): dendrite development; axonogenesis; microtubule cytoskeleton organization
Cellular component (GO): microtubule associated complex; dendrite; microtubule
Molecular function (GO): microtubule binding; actin binding
Source: RefSeq, a predicted model, not a curated record
AUUCCAGGAUUCCUAUCAUGGGACGUCGAGUCGUCACAUGUCGACCUCGAAAAGGAACUACAAGCCCUGACGAGCCAAGCUCCGGAAGGAGAAGAGGCCCGAAACGGAGAGAGACUGAUCCAGUACGCGACGGAGAACCUGGUAACUGAAGUACUGAUCCACCCACAAGUGAACACACUGCUGCAGUGCGUUCGCAACCUACUAUCGAGCUUCACCAGGCACCGACACCUUAUACAUGCCGGCUACACCUUCGCCGGAACAGGAUCCUGGGUCCUGCAGGAUGGCACUUUUUCGCUGGCGGACUUGACGGACGCCUUCCAAGAGACCGAAGUGCAGCGAGUUCUGCGCGCCUACGAACACAGCAUCACGAUCGACGUACACUGCGCUCCAGAAGGAGACUGGACUUCCGAACGAAUGUCGCGAGAGCCCUUCAGCCGAUACUGCAAGGUGCGAAUCAAUCCUGACGACCGAAUGACGGCCGGCGGCGCCGCCAUCGGCAACUUCAUCAACUACCUGUCGGCGUUCGUGCGCGCCGCGCCGCUAGAGGCGCUACUGGAGCCCAGCGACGUGGUGGGCAAUAUCCGGUUCAGCCACCCCACACUCUACGUGUUCCCCGGCGGACAGGGGGACGCGGCACUCUUCGGCAUCAACGGUUUCAACAUGCUGGUGGACGGCGGGUUCGCGCGCAAGGCGUGCUUCUGGGACUUCGUGCGCCACCUGGACCGCUUGGACGCAGUACUGGUGACGCGACUCAACAACGGCAACGUAAACGGCAUGUCGGCCGUGCUGCGGCGUAAGCAGGGCGGCCACGUCUACCCACAGAUCGGACACUUCUUCUGCAACCUGCAGGAGCGGAAACACGCAGCGUCUCCGGACGGCGACAAGGACCGCGACCCGCUGUUGAUCGACCUGACGGUGGAGGCGCACGAGAUGGUGGUCAACCUGCACCACCUGGCGCUCAAGCCGCACGCCUGCUACAGCUCGUCCGACCCCAUCAACCUGUACCACAAGGUGGGCCACGGCAAGCUCGACAUGUACGUGCUGAGCCCGGCGCGCGACAGCCGAGACCUCAAAGAGUUCCUCGCGCGGUGGAACGCCACCGACACGUCCAAGAUCUUCUCCAGCGGAGGCAGGAAAAGCUCUGGCAGUGAGUUCGCUUUCCCACUGCAAAAUCUAGUUUCUAUAUGCGCGCUGCUCGUGUGGCAGCCGGCGAACCCGAACGAUACGAUUACACGUAUUCUGUUCCCUGGAUCUGCACCGCAGCACAAGAUCUUCGAGGGCAUAGAGAAGCUCCGACACCUUCAGUUCCUUCGUUACCCGGUCUGCUCUGCAAAGUCUCUCUCACCGUCCACAUCAGCAGUUACUAUCAGCAGCCGCAAGCAGCAGUUACGGUCAGCUGCUCCUGCGGUCAUUGAUAAGCUGCUGCCAGGAGAAGUUGCCAAGCAGCAGGCCUCACCACCAUCAAAGCCCGUGGAUAAGGCUGCUCCCAAAAGUGCGACAAUCCCCGUCACGGGUGUGGAGAAACCCGUGCAGCCUAGCAAGACUGUUCCCCCAACCGCCGCACCACCCCCAGCUGCCCCCACAGCUGCACCUCCUCAGGUUCCAGCAGUGAAGCCUGUUCCGCCGCCGUCAAGGGCCAAGCCCGAACGCUUACCCGCAAAAACCGAACCACCCAAAACUAAGACUGAUAUAGUUAAGACUGCUGACACAGAAAAAGUUAGUGCAAAAGUAGAUAAGACAUCCAAGACAGAAGUAGUGAGAAUGAAGGGGGAACACAAAUCAAAGACAGAAAUGAAAACGUCCACAGUGAAACCACGAACUGAAACCAAAUCCACCCGUUCCAUAGAAAGGAAAGCACAGAGGACAACAAUUACAACCUCUAGUGUAGCAGAGAAAAAGACUGACAUAAAAUCUUCUCCUACUACACCUAAAAAAUCCGUUGAACAUAAAGUUAAUGGAGUUGCACCAAAGCCAGAGCCAAUGAAACAUGCUCGACCAUCGAGUAGAACUAGACCGUCCCCAACCUCCACUCCAGCGAAAAGUGCGAAAGAAGCCAAUAAUCGGAAGGUCGUAGAAUCAAAAUAUCACAUUUCAAAAGCCUCUAAAUUGACUACAUCAAAGGCUGCUAAGAAGGAAGUGCAAGAACCAGCAGCAAAAGCUGAGAGGAAGCCUGUGAGCAGGCGACCAAAAGCAACUCCCAGCUCACCUGCUAAGAUAGCAGCAAAAUCACCGGGUUCACCAGCCAAGUCUUCUUCUGCCAAAAGCACACCAACUCCAUCUGUCAAAUCAGAAAAAGAAGCUGUAAUCAGAAAAAGAAAGGUUGAAACUGGAAAAAUUACUGCUGACUCAUCUGCAGUAUCAACCCCAUCAACUACUGAAGUAGAAACUGUUGUGAAAGCAAAGGAAAUAGGAAAAGUCCAGGAAACUCCCCUUGUAAAUGGCCACAUAUCAGAAAUGAUCAUAACAAAGGAAGAUAUCUCCAAGGAGCUUUUAGACAAACCCCUUCAAGAGACUUACAUUGAGAAAAAGACUGAAAAAAUUGACAGUGAAACUAUAAGAAAGUCACCAUCUGAUGACCAACAAGAAGUUACAGAAAGAGAAGACAAAACUUCAGUUAGAGAGAAAGAAAUUAAAGACAUUCCUACUAUAGAAGGAAAAGAAAAACAAAUGGAUGAAGAAACUGUAGAAAAAGAAGUAGAAGUUGAAGAAAAAGAGAUGGUAGUUGAAGAUAAAGAGUCUGAGAUAGAAGAGAAGGAAACUGAACUUGAAGAGAAGGAGUCUGAAAUUGAAGAAAAAGAAUCUGAAGUUGAAGAAGGAGAUGAUUCCAGGCAACUUAUGCAUGAAAAGGAAGAUAUAGAGGCUACAGAAGAGGAACAAACUGAAGAAAUUGAGGAUGAGGAAGGACCAGUUGACAUAAAGGAAUCAUUACAUGCUGAACUUGAAACAGAAGUAAAGAAACUGAUGAGAGAAAAGAUAGAAGGAGGAGAAGAAGAAGAAGAAGAAGAAGGGGGAGGAACAGAAGAAGAAGAAGAAGAACAAGAACAAGAAGAGGAGCAAGAAGGGGAGGAAGAUGAGGAGGAUGAAUACUUAAUCGUUGAAAAAGAAGAUGUGGAAUCCUACCAAGAACAAGAAAGUAUUGAAUCACAUUUACCUGAUGAUUUUGACAACAAAGAUAUUGAUGUUGAGGAAGAAGAUGAAGGGGAGCUUCAGAAGCACUUAUUAGAUGAAGUUGAAACAGAAAAGACAAAGAAAGAUAUAGAAAAAGAAGAGAUGGAUACAAAAAUGCACAGAGAAGUAGAAUCUCAAAAGGAACACUUAAUAAAGGAAAAAGAGGUAGAUAUAAUUCUUAAAAGUAAAGCCGAAAAAGAAAUAACUGAAACUGAAAAAAUGAAGGAGGAACAUGUUGAGGAAAUAAAAGAGCAAGAAACAGAAGGUGUUACUGAAGAAACUGCUAAGCCAUUGAAGGAAGAAAUUACAAAAGAUCACAUUGAGGAGAAAGUGGAGGAAAUUAUUUCAUCGGCAAAAGAAAUAGUAACUAAAGGAAAAUUUGAAGAUGAAAGAAAGCCUGGAGUGUCUCAAGAAUUGGAUAAAGAUAUACAGAAAGAGGAACUGUCUGAGAGCAAGAAAGAACCUGAAACAAGUGAUGAUCUCAAAGAAAUUUCAUCAAUUAGUCCUGAAGAGAAAAUAGAUGUUUCUUCAGAGAAAGUCCGUGAAACUACAGACACUGACCAUAAGCUUGAUGAUGGAGGUCAUGAAAUGAAAGAGAUUCCCUCAAAAGAAAUUCUAGAGCAGAAAUUUAUUGCAGAGGAAAGCCAGCCAGAUGAAAAGGUGUCUACAACUAUAGAAUCUGCUGCUACAACAGCACCAACACUUCCUGAAGAUGAACGCAUACCUCUAGAUGAAAUAAAGGAAAUCGUUGAAGAAAAAUAUGUGAAAGAAGAGACAAAGGAGAAAGAAAAACCAGUGGCAGAAGCAGUAACACGUCUAGAGCAGCCAACUACUCUGCCACAAGUUGUAAUGCCAAUUUUUGAAACUCACAUUGCUCAUGGGAUUAUUCAUCAAAGAGACAUCGUUAAAACACCUGAUGAAGUUGCUGACUUGCCAGUCCAUGAGGAAGUUGACCCUGGUAUGUAUGAUGCUGAUGAUUUUGUAAGAGACUUUCAUAAAACAAAAUAUGAAGUGCAACUUUCGAAAAAACAACAAGAUACUGAAGAGAUCAAGGACUACAUACCUGAGGUAGGUGCUGCAGAAGAAAGACUGAAAAUAGAUACAGGAAAGGCUGACACAUUGAAAGAAUCUUUAAAACAGUUUGAAGAUGAGAAAGAAGUUGAAGAAGUCAAAAUAGCACCUGAGGAAAGAUUUGUUGAUGAAAUUGAAGACAUUAUACAUGUAAAAAGAGAAAUAUCUGAUGUAGCAAAACCAUCAGUGAAACCAGUCUCUGUGGCACAACUUGAAGAACCUGUGCCAAAGGAAGACAUGGCAAAGCCUACUGAUGAGUCAAAACCUGUUACGGUAAUAUCAGAAGAAAAACUUCUGGAAGCUACCUUGCAGACAUAUGCAGAUCUAAAAGCUACAAAAGAGAAAGUAGACGAAUUAAAAGAAAAAUUCUCUGAAGAAGCAAAGAAAGCUGUAGAGAGAGAAAUAGAUUAUGCUGCAAUUUUAGAAAAAGACAUUGCUCAUGACAGAGUUGCCUUACAGGAAAUGAGAGAAGAAAAGAAAACAGAAGGAGAAGAAAUUGGUGCAGAAUACAUAUCUUCUGAAAAGAAAUACAUAGAAGAACAACUGGAAACUAUUUCAGAUAAACUAAAACAAAAGGAGAAAGGUAUUGGUGAAGAAAUUUCAACACUGCAACAAACAUAUGUAAAGGAGACACCUGAAGAAAAAGGAAAGGAUGAAAUGAAACCACUUCCAAUGGAUAUUGUGCAGGAAAAGAUGCGAGAAGAGAAACAGAAAUUUGUUACAGAAGAUGUCACUGAAAUAAUUGAAAAACUGGAAGGGGAUAAAGUUAUCCAAGACAAAAAGAUUGAAAAGGACGUAAAGAAAGAUGUUACAGCAGAAAUUAAGGAGGUGGAAGACAAAGAAAAGCCUGUUCCAAAGGAAAUGACUCAAGAGGUAAUUAUGCAGGAUGAGAAAAUUAUUUCAGAUGAGUUAAUCAGGGCAAAGAAGGUAGCAGAGAAAGAUGAACUCAUCACAGAAGGUGAAGAAAUUAAAAAAUUGAAAGAAGAGGAAGUUGUUCCAAAAGAAGUUAUUGAGGAGACAAUAAAAGACAAGGAAGUAUCAAAAGUAAUGGGUGAGGAGGAGAUGAAAGAAGAUAGAGUUGUUAAAGAAGACAUUAUUGAAGAAAUCAAACAAUUAGAAGGUAAAGAGAAGUCUACUCCAAAGGAAGUCCUUGAAAAGAAAAUUAAAGAAGAAGAUGAAAUCAUCUCAAAGGAGAUGAUUGAGGUAGAGGAAAAGGAAGAGAAAGUUGAUACAGAAGAUAUCAUGGAUAAAAUUCCAAAGCUGGAAGAGAGAGACAAAGAUGUUCUGAAGGAAGUUGAUGACAAAGAGAAAUCUACUCAAAAGGAUGUAGCUAAAGAUGAAACAAAAGGAGGAGAGGAAAUGGGUUUGAAGGAGUUGGUAGACGUAACGAAAAAAAGAGAAAUUGUUACAGAAGAUAUCAUAGCAGCUAUUCCAAAACUGGAAGACAAACAGAAAGUUUCAUUGGAGGAACUUGAUGAAAGUAAGACAAAGGACAAGAAAGAAGAAGAAAAGGAAAAAAUAAUUGCAGAAGAGAUAAAGAAAGACAGUGUAGAUCUAAAAGAACAGGAGCAGCUUUUGUCCAAAGAUGUAGCUAAAGAAAAGCCGGAGGACAAACAGAAAGAAGAGAUUGAUAAAUCUUUAAGAGAACUAGAAGAUACAGAGAAACUUUCACCAAAAGAAGUGAAUGAAAUCCAAAUUUCAAAGGAGAAGAUUCCAGAAAAGGAGACAGAAGAGCAAUUGAUAGUUGCUAAAUAUACCACUGAAGAAACAGAUAAACUCAAAGAGAAAGAGAAAAUUCAGGCAAGGGAAAUGGUGGAAGAUAAAGCAAAAGAAGGUAGGAAAAUAGAGUCAGAGGAAAUAAUUCACGAAAAGAAGAAAGACGAGAGAGAAGUAAUUACUAGAGAUAUCACUGAAAAACAAGAAGAGAAAGAGAAACUUUCCCCAAGGGAGGUAGCUGAAGAGACUACUGUCAAAGAGGAAGUAAGUGUUUCAGCAGAGGCUAUUCAGAGAGAGGAAACUAUCAAAGCUGACCUCACCACAGAAAUUAAGAAACCACAGGAAAUGGAGAAAAUUGUAUCAAAGGAAUUAGUGGAAGAGAAGGAAAAAGAGUCUGAAGAAAAGAUAAAAGCUAUUACAGAGGAUGUGGCAUUGAUAAUGUUAAAAGCAGAAGAAAAGGAGAAGCCUGCUCCAAAGGAAAAGGCUGAGGAGAAGAUGAAAGAAGAGAAACUAGUUUCUAAGGAGGCAGCAGAGGUAGAUAAGGGAGAAGAUAAAGAGACAGUUAUUACUGAAGAUAUACCUGAAGAAAUAAAGCAACUAGAAGAAAAAGAGGAACCUGCUCCAACAGAAAUUUCUGAACUCAAGACAAAAGAAGAGACAGUAGUACUAAAGGAGCAGGUUGUGGAGAAGAAGGCUGAUGAGAGAGUUAUUACAGAGGAUAUAACUAAGUUGGAAGUAAAAGAAAAAACUCCCUCUGAUGACAGGGUUGAAAUAAAGGCAGAAGAAGAGAUAAUAACUAUAAAGAAAGUGGAUGAGGAAAAGAAGGAAGAAGAAAAAGCAAAAGUUGAAGUUGCUGGAAAACGAAUUGUUGAAGAGGGAGCAAAGGAAGAAAAAGAUAUUUCACAGAAGAUGGCUGAAGAAAAGAUAGAAGAGAAGGAGAAAGUUGUUCCAGAAGAAAUCACCAAAGAAAUAAAACAGUUGGAUGCAAUUGAGAAACUAGUAUCGAAAGAAACAUGCAAAAUAAAAUCUGAGGACGAAGUGAAAAGAAUUUCAAAUGAAAUUGAUCAAAAAAUGAUUAUAGAAGACAAAAAGAAAAUUGUUCCUGAAAUCACUGAACAUGUUAAACAGGAAGAAAAAGACUCAGGUUUACCAAAGGAAGAAACAGAAGAGAUGAUUCAGGAGGAAUGGGAAAUAGUUUCAAAGGAGAUGAUAGAGGAAGAGAAGAAAGAUACAAGCGAAGCUGUAACAGCAGCAACUGUUGUAGAAAUCAAGGAAGCAGAGGAAAAAGAAAUAACUAUCCCUGAGGAAAUGGAUAUAGAAAAGAUAAAAGAACCAGAGAAAAUGAUUACAAAGGAUGCAAUAGUGAAAAUGGAAGAACAUAAGGUUAUUACAGAAGAUAUCGCGGAAGAACUGAAAAAGACAGAAAAAAAAGAGGAAACUGUUCCACAUGCAUUACCAGAAGAAAAGGAAAAAGAAGCUGAGAAACCACUUUUGAAGGAAACAAUAGUGAGAAAGGAAGAAGAGAAGGUUAUUACAGAACAUAUCACUGAAGCAGAGAUAAAACCGGAAGAAAAAGAAGAAACAGUGCCGCAUGAAAUAUGCGAAGAAAAGCCAAAGGAAGCUGACACAGUAGUGGAAAAGGAAGAAGAGAAAGUUAUUACAGAAGAUAUCAUUGAAGAAGUGAAAAAACCAGAAGAAAAAGAUAAAACUGUUCCACAUGAAGUACCUGAAGACAAGAUAAAGGAAGCCGAGAAACUAGUUCCAAAAGAAACAAUAGUGAAAAAGGAAGAAGAGAAAGUUGUUACAGCAGAUAUCACUGAAGAUGAGAAAAAACCAGAAGAAAAAGAUAAAACUGUUCCACAUGAAGUACCUGAGGACAAGAUAAAGGAAGCUGAGAAACUAGUUCCCAAAGAAACAAUAGAAAAAAUGGAAGAAGAGAAAGUUAUUACAGAAGAUAUCACUGAAGAAGUGAAAAGACCAGAAGAAAAAGAGAAAAUGUUUCCAACUGAAAUACCCGAAGAAAAGAAAAAGGAAACUGCAAAACCAGUUACAAAGGACACAGUAGUGAGAAAGGAAGAAGAGAAGAUUAUUACAGAAGAUAUCACUGAAGAAGUGAAGAAACCAGAAGAGAAAGAGGAAAUUAUUCCACAAGAAAUACCCGAAGUAAAGAUAAAGGAAGCUGAGAAACUAAUUUCAAAGGACACAGUAGAGAAGAAGGAAGAAGAGAAGGUUAUUUCAGAAGAUAUCACUGAAGAAGUGAAAAAACCAGAAGAAAAAGAGAAAACAGUUUCACAAAAAAUACUUGAAGAAAAGGCAAAGGAAGCCGAGAAACCAGUUUCAAAGGACACAGUAGUGAAAGAGGAAGAAGAGAAAGUUGUUACAGAGGAUAUUACUGAAGAAGUGAAAAAACCAGAAGAAAAAGAGGAAACAGUUUCACAAGAAAUACUUGAAGAAAAGGCAAAGGAAGCUGAGAAACCAGUUUCAAAAGACACAGUAGUGAAAGAAGCAGAAGAGAAAGUUGUUAUAGCAGAUAUCACUGAAGAACUGAAGAAACCAGAAGAAAAAGAGGAAACUAUUCCACUUGAAAUACCUGAAGAAAAGGCAAAGGAAGCUGAGAAACCAGUUUCGAAAGACAAAGUAGUGAAAAAGGAAGAGGAAGAGGUUAUUGCUGAAGAUAUCACUGAAAAAGUCAAGAAAUCAGAAGAAAAAGAGGAAACUUCUCGGCACGAAAUACCCGAUGGAAAGAUAAAGGAAGCUGAGAAACCAGUUUCAGUGGACACGGUAGUGAAAAAGGAAGAAGAGAAGGUUAUUACAGAAGAUAUCACUGAAGAAAAAGAGGAAAUUAUUCCACAUGAAACACCUGAAGGAAAGUUAAAGGAAGCUGAGAAACCAGUGUUGAAGGACACAGUAGUGAAAAAGGAGGAAGAGAAAGUUAUUAGAGAAGAUAUCACUGAAGAAGUGAAAAAACCAGAAGAAAAACAGAAAACAGUUCCAUCUGAAAUACCCGAAGAAAAGAUAAAGGAAGAUGCAAAACCAGUUUUGAAAGACGCAGUAGUUAAAAAGGAAGAACAGAAAGUUAUUACAGAAGAGGUCUCUGAAGAAGUGAAAAAACUGGAAGAACAAGAGGGAGCAGUACCACAUGAAAUACCAGAAGAAAAGACAAAGGAAGCUGCAAAACCAGUUUCAAUGGACACAGUAUUGAAAAAGGAUGAAGGGAAGGUUAUGACAGAAGAUAUCAUUGAAGAAGCAAAAAAACCUGAAGAAAAAGAGAAAACAGUUCCAUCUGAAAUACUUGAUGAAAAGGCAAAGGAAUCUGAGAAACCAGUGUCAAAGGACACAGUAGUGAAAAAGGAAGAAGAGAAAGUUGUUACAGAAGACAUCACUGAAGAAGUGAAAAAACCAGAAGAAAAAGAGAAAACAGUUCCACAAGAAAUACUUGAUGAAAAGGCAAAGGAAGAUGAGAAACCAGUGUCAAAGGACACAGUAGUGAAAAAGGAAGAAGAGAAAGUUGUUACAGAAGACAUCACUGAAGAAGUGAAAAAACCAGAAGAAAAAGAGAAAACAGUUCCACAAGAAAUACUUGAAGAAAAGGCAAAGGAAGCUGAGAAACCAGUUUCUAAGGACACAGUAGUGAGAAAGGAAGAAGAGAAGGUUAUUACAGAAGAUAUCACUGAAGAAGUGAAAAAACCAGAAGAAAAAGAUAAAACACUUCCAUCUGAAAUACUUGAUGAAAAGGCAAAGGAAUCUGAGAAACCAGUUUCAAAGGACACAGUGGUGAAAAAGGAAGAAGAGAAAGUUGUUACAGAAGAUAUCACUGAAGAAGUGAAGAAACCAGAAGAAAAAGAGGAAACUAUUCCACAUGAAAUACCUGAAGAAAAGGCAAAGGAAGCUGAGAAACCAGUUUCAAAAGACACUAUUGUGAAAACGGAAGAGGAGGAGGUUAUUGCUGAUGAUAUCACUGAAAAAGUCAAAAAAUCGGAAGAAAAAGAGGAAACUGCUCGACACGAAAUACCCGAAGGAAAGAUAAAGGAAGAUGAGAAACCAGUUUUGAAGGACACGGUAGUGAAAAAGGAAGAAGAGAAAGUUAUUACAGAAGAUAUCACUGAAGAAGUGAAAAAACCAGAAGAAAAAGAGAAAGCAGUUCCACAAGAAAUACUUGAAGAAAAGGCAAAGGAAGCUGAGAAACCAGUUUCAAAGGACACAGUAGUGAAAAAGGAAGAAGAGAAUGUUAUUACAGAAGAUAUCACUGCAGAAAUGAAAAAAACAGAAGAAAAAGAUAAAACAGUUCCAUCUGAAAUAUUUGAUGAAAAGGCAAUGGAAGCUGUGAAACCAGUGUCAAAGGACACAGUAGUGAAAAAGGAAGAAGAGAAAGUUGUUACAGAAGAUAUCACUGAAGAAGUGAAAAAACCAGAAGAAAAAGAGAAAGCAGUUCCACAAGAAAUACUUGAAGAAAAGGCAAAGGAAGCUGAGAAACCAGUUUCUAAGGACACAGUAGUGAAAAAGGAAGAAGAGAAGGUUAUUACAGAAGAUAUCACUGAAGAAGUGAAAAAACCAGAAGAAAAAGAUAAAACACUUCCAUCUGAAAUACUUGAUGAAAAGGCAAAGGAAUCUGAGAAACCAGUGUCAAAGGACACAGUAGUGAAAAAGGAAGAAGAGAAAGUUGUUACAGAAGACAUCACUGAAGAAGUGAAAAAACCAGAAGAAAAAGAGAAAACAGUUCCACAAGAAAUACUUGAUGAAAAGGCAAAGGAAGCUGAGAAACCAGUGUCAAAGGACACAGUAGUGAAAAAGGAAGAAGAGAAAGUUGUUACAGAAGACAUCACUGAAGAAGUGAAAAAACCAGAAGAAAAAGAGAAAACAGUUCCACAAGAAAUACUUGAUGAAAAGGCAAAGGAAGCUGAGAAACCAGUGUCAAAGGACACAGUAGUGAAAAAGGAAGGAGAGAAGGUUAUUACAGAAGAUAUCACUAAAGAAGUGAAAAAACCAGAAGAGAAAGAGCAAACAGUUCCAUCUGAAAUACCCGAAGAAAAGACAAAGGAAGAUGCAAAGCCAGUUUCCAAAGACACAGUAGUGAAAAAGGAAGAAGAGAAAGUUAUUACAGAACAUGUAACUGAAGAAGUGAAAAAAGCAGAACAACAAGAGGGAGCAGUACCACAUGAAAAGCCAGAAGAAAAGACAAAGGAAGCUGCUAAACCAGUUUCAAAGGACACGGUGUUGAAAAAGGAAGAAGAGAAGGUUAGUACAGAAGAUAUCACUGAAGAAGCGAAAAAACCAGAAGAAAAAGUGAAAACAGUUCCAUCCGAAUUACCCGAAGAAAAGACAAAGGAAGAUGUAAAACCAGUUUCAAAGGGCACCAUAGUUAAAAAGGAAGAAGGGAAGAUUAUUACAGAAGAUGUCACUGAAGAAAUGAAGAAACCAGAAGAAAAAGAAGAAACUGUUCCACACGAAAUACCUGAAGAAAAGGCAAAGGAAGCUGAGAAACCAGUUUCAAAGGACACAGUACUGAUGAGGGAAAAGGAGGAGGUUAUUACAGAAGAUAUCACUGAAAAAGUGAGGAAACCAGAAGAAAAAGAGGAAACUGUUCCACACGAAAUACCUAAAGAGAAGGCAAAGGAAGUGGAGAAACCAAUUUUGAAGGACACAACAGUGACAAAGGAAGAAGAGAAGAUUAUUACAGAUGAUAUCAGUGAAGAAGUGAAGAAACCAGAAGAUAAAGAGAAAGCUGCUCCACAUGAACUGCCCAAAGAAAAGGCAAAGGAAGCUGAGAAACCGGUUUCAAAGGACACAGUAUUGAAAACGGAAGAAGAGAAGGUUAUUACAGAAGAUAUUAUGGAAGUGAAAAAGCCAGAAGAAAAAGAGAAACCUGUUCCAUAUGAAAUAGUUGAAGAAAAAUCUAAGGAAGUGGGCAAAGCAGUUUUGAAGGACACAACAGAGAAAAUUAAAGAAGACAGAAGCAAAGAUUUGGAAAAAGAAAAACUCAUCUCAAAGGAUAUAGAUGAGCAAUAUAUUGUUUCACCUGAAAAGGCUGAAGAAGGAAAAAAACCUUCCCUGAGGGAUAUGCCCUCUUCCAAAGAGUUUGUUGAAGAAAGGAGAAAAGUAGAAGAGAAAAGUUCCACACCAGAAAUCACAGAAAAGAAGGAUGAUGUAAAAGAUGUGUCUACUUCAGAGAAAAUGGUUGAAAAAGAGAGGUAUAUUUCAGAAGAUCUGCUUGAAGAAAAAAAGGAAGGUGAAGAGAAGAAAGAGGUUGUCCUAAAGGAUCUUAUUAAAGAAGGAGAGAAAGUAGACACAAUUCAUAUAGAUCAUACAGAAAAAGAAAAGGAAAAAGAUGAGAGAGAGAAGAGAGUUACAGAGAAAAUUAUUCAAGAAAAGAAGAAAGAAGUAGGUGAAGAAAGUAUUAUUGUGAAGGACUCUGUGGAACAUGAGAAAAAAGGAGAACCAAUAGCUGUAGAGGAUAUUACCAGUGUAAUAGGAAAAGAGGAACCUAAGAAAGACAAAGCUGCUUCAAAGGAACUGCUUGAAGAAAAGAAAGAAGAGAAAGAAGAAGAGAGAGCCAUUACAGAUAUUAGUAAAGAACAGGAAGGCCAACAAGAGGCAGAAGAGAAGAUUACUUCAAAACAAUUCAUUGAAAAAGUCGGAAUGGAGGAAACUACAGCAAAAAUUGCUCCAAAGUAUGUAGUUGAAGAAAAGGAAAAAGACCAAGUUAUUUCAAAGGCUGUGACUGAAGAAAAAAUAGAUGACCUCGAAAAAAGAAAGAUUGUCACUACAUACGAAAAAAUUUCAGACAAGAUUGAAACUAUUUUUGACAUUAAAACUGAUUUGUCACUCCAGGACACUUCACAACUUACAGCUACAACAGCAAAGGAAGUUAAGCCUGCAGAAGUGAUCAAAACUAACGGUGAACUUGAAAAGAGUGAAGAGAAAGUACCACAAGUGAAAAUGCAUGGAGAGACAGCUAUCAAGGGAGAGCCAGAAGAUAAGGUUGAUCAGAAGAUAGAACCUGGAAAAGAAACAAUUACAGCACCAAGUGCUUUAUCUGCCACAUAUCUUGAAAUUAUAGACAAGCUACAAAAAGAAGAACCUUCAGAAGUUGAUAAACAGGAAGAUGAAGAGUCACCAAAGAGAGAAGAGCUCAAAGUUAGUGAAGCUGACAAAUCUCUUCGCAAAGAAGUAUCAAAAACGACAGAAGAAUUGGAAGCAAUAUCCGUUACGUCUAGUCAAAUGACAGAUAUUAAACAUUUGCCACAGGAAGGUGUAAAGCCAGAAAUUACGAAAGACUCACACAGAAAAGAAGAGGAGCAAAUGUCAGAAGAAAAACCAUCCCUACAAGAACAAGAACUCAUAAGCAAAAAAGACAAGGCAGAGAUAGGAGUAGAAAAGGAAGAUAAAAAGGUGAAAGUAGAAGCUGACUCAUUAGAAACUGAGAAAACACCAGCAACUAUAGAAUGGUUAACUUGUGUAGUUAAGGACACAAAGCCAUCAUUGGGAGAAGAGCAGGAAGAGAUUUUUAAGAAAGUUGUUAUCACAAAAGAGAAGAAAGUUACUGAGACAGAAGAUCAAAUUGAUGAGAAGAAAGUGAAGGAGAAACAACAAGAGAUAGAAAAGACUGUCAAGGACACUGAUGUCAUGUCAGUCAUAACAGAAAGACAGAAGACAUUACCUGACAGUGAAACUAGCAAGGAAAUUCCUACAAGUAUUGACCAAAAGAAGCAGCCAACUGGAGAAAGGGAAAUAAUAGAAGAAUCAAUCGAAGUGAUGAAAAGUCAACCAAAAUAUGAGGCAGACAGACCAGCAGAAACGUUCAGUGAGGUGUAUCAGGAAGACAAGAAAGAUGAGCUUGCAAAAUCAGUGUCUUCAGAAAAGGAGAAGCAACUAACAGAUGAAGAGGAAAAGAAACUAAAGACAGAAAAGUUACUUUUAGAGACGGAGGGCAGCAUUAUUUCAAAAGAUUUAGGUGAAACUAUCACCACAAAUGUAAUGAAAGAAUACAUCCUGAAAACUACACACAUAACAUCGGAUUCUGUUACAUCAGAUGUACCAGCCCCUGGAAAAAUGCCUGUACAACCAUCUGUGGAACCGGAAAUAACACCUUUGCAAGAGAAAGUGGAGAUUAAAGAGACUGGACUAUCACCAAAAGUGGAAGACACUGAUAAAAGAGCUGCAGAUGCACUAAUUUCUCAUGAACUCAAAGACACAGAAAAAAUUUCCGCAGGUCAAGAAAUAGGAAAAGAUAAGCAGCUGGGAAUUUCUGAAGAAACUACUGUUUCAAAAGUGAAGGAAGUUUCAAAAGAAGUAAAAGAUGAUGGGAUUACAAGCAAAUUACCAACUUCAGCUGCUGAUCAUAGAUCAGAUGAUGAAGAUGGUGAACCACCUCCAUCUCCAGGAGAAGAAUACAUUGAUUCAGGAAUGGAGGAAGAACCAGUCUAUACCAAACUUGAUGCACCAGAACUUCCAGAAUAUGUAACUGUUACUCCUGACUCCACACCUGCAUCACCAAAAGCAUUGCCCUUAAGGCCACAGGAUGACUCUGCAAAAAUACAUCUUCCUGGAUCUGAAGAGAAGGAAGGAAAAGAAAAACUUAAAUCUGAACAUACUGAAACUGACAAGAAAGAGCCUGCCAAGGUAACAACUACAGCCCUUCCCCAGGAAAAAGAGGUGGAGUAUAGAAAGUAUGUGGAUGACUCUGGUGACAAAACUGGUCAACCAGGAGAAGUUAUCACAAACAAAGAUGGUCAUAUUGUAACAAGAAGAACAAAAACUGAAUACAAAACAAUUGUGACCAGGGAAGGUAAGCCUGAUGAAAAGACAGUUUCAAGUCUAGUGGCUGGUUCAGUUAUACCUAUUUCAUCGGGUGAGAUCACAACAUAUACAACUGGAGUUAAAGAUGACAAACUAUCAGAUGAAGAACAUCUGGAAGAAAUUGAUGAUGAUUCCAAAGAAUCAGUCUCAGAGGAAACAUUCACAGAUGAAGAUGGUAAAACUGUAACAAGGAAGAUAGUAAGGCGUUACAAGACAGUAGUUACCAGCAGAACUGAAUCAGCUGAAGAGAAAGGUAUAAUGAAAGAAAUUCAGCCCUCGUUUUCAUCUGAAGCAGGACCUGGUUCAUUUAUACCUGUUUCAUCAGGUGAGAUCACAACGUAUACAACUGUAGUUAAAGGUGACAGACUAUCAGAUGAAGAACAUCUGGAAGAAAUUGAUGAUGACUCAAAAGAAUCCGUUUCAGAGGAAACAUUCACAGAUGAAGAUGGUAAAAUUGUAACAAGAAAGGUAGUAAGGCGUUACAAGACAGUAGUAACAAGCAGAACUGAGUCAGCUGAUGAGAAGGGUGAAAUAAAAAAAUUUCAGCCCCCAUUUUCAUCUGAAGCAGGACCAAUGGUACUACCGUCAUCCUCAAAAACAACAACAACAACAAAAAUAAUUGAAGGUCAUGAAUAUCCACUAGACACUGACAAGCAAGAUGACAAAGCAGCUGUUUCAGAAGAAACAUUCACAGACAAGGAUGGCAAAACUGUGACAAGAAGAACUGUGCGACACUACAGAACUUACAUAACUCAGUCCACAGGAGAAAUGGAACCGACUCAUAUAAAGACAGAUGACAGAACUCCCCUUGAACCAGCUCAAGAUGUUGAUGAAAGUGAAACACGUGUUACAGUGUCCACAGACAAAGCAGGCACAGAACAAAUCGUGGAGUUCGAUGACGACGAUGAAAAAGAAUCAGUAACCGAAGAAACAUUUACAGACGAAGAAGGUAGGACAGUAACAAGAAGAGUAAUAAGGAGGUAUAAGACAGUGAUAACGAAAGAAAGGGAAGUAGUGGAUGAGAAACCAACUACAAAACUGGUAACUACUACAGCAACAAAGAAGACUGAAACAAAAGAAGGUGACGACAUUGAUGAUGGUGUAGAAAUGGAAGAAUGCACAGAGCUCAGUGAUCAGGAUGAAAAAGAAUCUGUGUCUGAAGAAACAUUCACAGAUGAAAGUGGCAAAACAGUGACCAGAAAAAUUGUAAGACGGUACAAGACAGUUGUCACAAGGGGAAGUGAAUCUGUUGAUACAAAAGAUUCCAUUAAAUUACCACCUAUGGAAGCAAAGGGUAUUGCAGAUGAAAUAGAAACAGAACAGGCUGACUUAGAUGAUCAAGAUGAAAAAGAAUCUGUGACUGAGGAAACAUUCACUGAUGAAACUGGCAGAACUGUAACAAGGAAAAUUGUCAGACGUUAUAAGACAGUGGUGACAAAAGAAAGUUCCUCUGUAAGUGCAGAAGACUCUAGGCAAAUAAGAGCUACAGAUAUAACUGCUUCAGAAAUGUCUCCAGAUAUUCUCACCCAGAAAACAUACACUACGGUAAUUAAAUCAGAUGAUGAUAGAGAUGAUGGGGUAGAAACAGAUAAAUUAGAUGAAUUUGAUGAUCAGGAUGAAAAAGAAUCUGUGUCUGAAGAAACAUUCACAGAUGAAAGUGGCAAAACUGUGACCAGAAAAAUUGUAAGACGGUAUAAGACAGUUGUCACAAGGGGAAGUGAAUCUGUUGAUACAAAAGAUUCCAUGAAAUUAGCUCCUAAAGAAGCAAAGGAUAUUGUAGAUGAAAUAGAAACAGAACAGGAUGAAUUAGAUGAUCAAGAUGAAAAAGAAUCUGUGACUGAGGAAACAUUCACUGACGAAAAUGGCAGAAUUGUAACAAGGAAAAUUGUCAGACGGUACAAGACAGUGAUAACAAAAGAAAGUUCUUCUGUGGAUGCAGAAGACUCUAGCCAGAUAAGAGAUACAGACACAAUUGCUUCGGAAUUGUCUCCAACUGUUCUCACCCGGAAAACAUACACUACAGUAAUUAAAUCAGAUGAUGAUAGAGAUGAUGGUGUAGAAACAGAUAAAUUAGAGGAGUUUGAUGAUCAGGAUGAAAAUGAAUCUGUGAGUGAAGAAACCUUCACAGAUGAGGGUGGCAGAACAGUAAGAAGGAAAAUUAUAAGGCAUUACAAGACAGUCAUUAGACAAGAAGCUGAACCCACAGAUGCAAUAGAUUCUACGACAAUAAAAAUGGAAAAGAUAAGUGCCCCAGACCUAACCUUAACUGCAACUACCAGCGAAAGUUGCACGACAGAUAUAAAAGAAGGUGUUGGUGUAGAUGAUGGUAUUGAAAUAAGUGAUCAAGAUGGCAAAGAAUCUGUGACUGAAGAAACUUUCACAGAUGAAAAUGGCAGAAUUGUAACAAGGAAGAUUGUAAGGCGUUACAAGACUGUGGUAAUGAAAGAAAGUGGGUCUUUGGAGGAUAAAGGCACUAGUGAAAUAGAGAAGAAAGAUGUAAGAGAUAUGGAACAGAUGUCAACUGCUUUUACUACAGAUACACAUACUACAGCACUAGGUGUCAUAGAAAGAGAUGAACUUACAGACUUUGAUGAUCAAGAUGAAAGGGAAUCUGUCUCUGAAGAGACAUUCACUGAUGAGGAUGGCAGAACAGUGACUAGAAAAAUUGUGAGGCGGUACAAGACAGUGGUCACGAAAGAGAGUGAGUUACCUGACGAAAAAGAUACCAGUCAAUUAACAAAAGUGCUGGGAACUGGUUCAGAACUGCCAACCACUACUAUCUUGAGGAAAAUUUACACUACAGUCACUAAAGAUGGUGAAGGUACUGAAGAUGGUUUAGAAACAGAGCAGCUUGAUGAGCUGGAUGACCAAGAUGGAAAAGAAUCUGUCACUGAAGAGACAUUUACAGAUGAGCAUGGAAGAACUGUCACAAGAAAAAUUGUGAAAAGAUAUAAGACAGUAGUGACAACAGAAGGUGAAGAUGUUAUUGGAGACAUUAGUAGUGAUGGCAAGAAAGAGAGAGAUGAUGAUGACAGUAAAGAUUCAGUCACAGAAGAAACAUUUACAGAUGAAGAAGGAAGAACUGUAAGAAGGAAAAUUGUGAAGCAUUACAAAACAACAGUGUUAAAAGCUGAUGACAUCACGGAUAAAACUUUAUCUACAACAGAGUUACAAUUUGAUCCAGAUGCAAAAGAGAAAAGCAUUGUUUUCAGUCCAUUUACUACUGCUGAAGGCAAAAGUGACAUUCUCCUUGAUUUUACUGAAGGUGAGGAUGGAAAAGAUUCCAUUAUAGAAGAAACUUUCACAGGAGAAGACGGAAGUGUUGUAACCAGGAAGAUAACAAGACAAUACAAAACCAUUUUAAAACAGGAGGCUGGAUCUGAUGAUCAUCAUUUUAUAACAAAAAUUUCAACAGGGUCAGCUGACUCAAGUUUACCACUGACCACCACCACAAUGACAAAAACCUACACAACUGUUACAAAACAAGGUGAUGACUAUGGUGACGACUUCUCGGAAGAUUUAGGAAAAGCUCAUGAACCCAGUGGGGCAACGUCUAAAACCACCACUACAGUGACUACAAUUACUAAAAGAAUUUCUUCAAAGGAUGGAGAAGAAGAAAUAACUGAAGCCACUACAGAGGAAGUAACUUCUGAAGAUGGAAAAGAACAAAGUACUGUCACAGUUACCACAAAGAGAGAUGAACAUGGUGAUAUGGUAGUUCACACAUCAAUAACCCCCAGAGAUAAAGAAAUUGAUGGUUACAGUAUUGCAGGACCAGUUAGCUUCAUUGGCAGUGAUAAAGGGGAGCAUUUGGCACACUCCACUGUUAGUACUACUGAUACGACUUCUCAGAUGACCACAGAUGCCUGGAAGACUGGUAGAAAACAUGACUCACAGCAGUGUGACAGUGAUGAGGAAGAUGACCCUACAUCGCCACUAAGCAUUACAUCACAACUUGCACAUUCUCCACCACCACAUUUUGGAUUUGAAACAUCUGCUAGUCCUACAGCAUCAAUAGAGCUUUACUCACCCAAAGUCAUUCCUUCACAAAAAGUAAGUUCCACACAGAUGACUAGUUCAUUUUAUGGUAGUUUGCCAUCUGGAGAAGAGCAGUUGACAUCUACAGAUGAGAAACUGGACUUCCAAAGGGCACUUCAUGAGCACAGAGAAGCAAGAGGUGAAGAUCUCCAGUCAUCUUUCCACAGCCCACCUGUGCAUAAAACUGUAACAAUGGGUUACAAAGAGGGAUUGCUACAUGGUGAACAGCUGUCAUCAGGAAUAAAUGGCCAAAAGCAUGAAGAUAUUGACAGCAAAGGAGCUACCACAAAAAUUAUUCCUUCCAGUAGUGGAGUGAGUGCCACAAGCCAAAAAAUACCUCCAGUAGUAACCAGUGCACACCUUCCUGCUGAGCAUGGUCAGUCAGCACAAAAAGAUACAAAGGGUGACAAACAAAAGGAUCCAAUUGGCAGUUGGGGGAAACCACUUGGGCUCCCAGCACCUGCACCGCCACCUGCGAACACAAUCACAACUAAUGGCGAAGUCAACACAGCUACUAAGCCCGGGACCCCAAAAAAGGAAAAGAAAGCUAUGCAAAUGAAGAAGAACUUAGUAAUGAAUGAAAACAACAAAGCAGCAAAUGCACAAUCAGCAAAAGAAUCAAAAUCUAGGCGUUCAGAAUCACCAGUAAAACAGAAGAAUGUGUCAAAUAAAGAUGUUGGGAAAAACACAAAAGUUCCUGGAGGCCAUAUAUAUAUUGACCUAACCUAUGUCCCACAUCAUGGAAAUUCAUACUACACCAAUGUAGAAUUUUUCAAGAAAGUCAGAGCAAGGUACUAUGUAUUCAGUGGCACAGAACCAAGUCGAGAUGUCUACAAUGCUCUACUUGAAGCUAAACAAACAUGGGAAGAUAAGGAUUUAGAAGUAACUAUCAUUCCCACUUAUGAUACCGACACUCUUGGUUACUGGGUCGCCGAGAAUGAAGAUCUGCUUACAAAAUACAAGAUUGACCUCUCUCCGUCAGCAAGUCGCUGCACAAUAAAUCUGCAAGAUCAUGAAACAAGCUGUUCAGCAUAUCGGUUGGAGUUCUAAUUGUUGCUGACUGAUAAACAGUCACAGAAAUAAACUCACUGCCCAUAAAAGCCAUUACUGCUCUAUAGUAUGAACUGGCUUGGACGAUGCCAUUUUUAGCAUUAGCUGAAGUAUUUCUUGUUACCAUCCUUGAUACUUUUUGUGGUCUAAGACAAGGGAAGUUAUGAUGUCCUUACAGAGAAAUUAAAAAUGUCUUUCAGGAAAUUUUCUUGUAUGAUGAAGUCUGUGCUGAUGUUGAGGACCCUUCAACAUAAAUGGUGAUGAUGAAACGGAAAAAAAUGCAGCAGUUUUGUUGUACCAUUUAUUUUUAGGUUGUUCUUUCAGAAUGUCAGCAGUUCUAUUUAUACUGUCAGUUCAUAAGAUUCAAAUAGAUGUAUGGUCACAUAAAUAUGACAUUUAUGAUAUAUGUCCAAAAAAUGUUAGCUGUUUUUCAGUUUCAUUGAUACUCAGAAAAAGUAAGACACAAAUGUUGUGUGUGUUUACAUUUCAGUCCUGGGGUAAAAGACAGUUUUUACUGAAAGCAAAUUGUCAUAAAACUGUGGUACUUACAUCCAUAAAUAUAUGUAUAUAUAAUGAGCAAAAUCUUUUUCAAAGUAUUGAGUCUAAGAAACACCCAUCUCUCUUACACAUUCAAGAAAUUUAUUUUUCUAAGCUUCCUGAGAAGUGAAAUUGAAAGUGAAAAGAGAGAACAACUUUCCCAUUGAGUUCAAUGUAUAUUUGUUGAUAGUAGAAAUGAAACUGUCUCACGCAUUAAAUACAAUCACUACCAGUUGAGCAAACCAUUAAGUACUUUUCAGAAAACAAAACAAAAAAAAAUCAUGUUUUUUGUGCCAUAGGCCUCAAGUGAUAACACAUGAAAAAUUAUACAAGAAAGGAUAAACAAAAACAAGAAAUAUUUUAUAAUAAAACAAGUCGAACAUAAGUAAAUUAUUUCCUAUGUCCAUAUAGUUAAAACAAUCCCAUUAUUAUAAGAUGCCACAUUCGUCUUAUGUUGCUUAUUAUAUUAUAAGCAUCAACAUGAUUUAAUUAUUGUUCCUAAAGUGGACAUUGUAUCAUCCAUUUUCACGUUUGGAGGGAUACCGUUAAACAGUGUUGAAAAACCAAAUAAGAUGACCUAGUUUUUGAUCUAUGUAACGUUUUACUAAUAAUGUUAAAAUCAUGAAAUUAAAAUUAAUUCCCUAAACAGUGUUACCUUAAUGUAAAGUUGUUAGAAAGUAACAAAAGCUUCAUUGAAUGUUUAAAGUGCAUCCUGAGAUCAUAUUUUGUGUGUCAUGAGAAAAAUGAGUCUGCAGUAACUAAUAAUUUAUCCAUAUCUUCAGAAAUGUUCCAUUUUUUGUUUAUGAAUAUUGUAAGCUGUAAAUUUAGAAACUGUGUGUUUACUCGCAGUCAUGAUUGUGCAGUGGUUGUGUGUAUGUACUCAAUAAGUGCUCACCCUCAUACCUAAAGUGACAUGUACUUACAAACACAUUAAUUUAAGUCUUCCUCUCACCCUCCUGUUCAUUCCUGCCUGCAAUGCAGUUUUUAAGAAUAUAUGUUUUUGAAAGUUUUAAUCUAUAUUUAAGUCUUCCUACACAUAGCAAAUAUUUUAUAUUUAUACUUAGCAACAUAAGUCUUAUUUUUAAUGCUGUCAUCGUAUUUAUGUAGCGUUUUAUGCAUCCAUUGUGCACGAAAAUACACUUUAUGUAAAAGCUUGAAUGCUAGGCAGAAAAGUAUUUAUCAUUUAUGUUAUCUUUGAUUCAGAUGAUAUUUGAUGUGGUACAUAAUUUAAACAUUAGCUUAAUUUUUUUUAUCUGCCCAGGUGGGACAGUAUAAGUAUAGAAGACAGACUGUUUUUUGAAACAAGAAAGAAAUCCAAAAGUGUUGGCAUGGAUAGAACUUCCUUCAGCUCAGAAAAAGAGAGCAGCUAGAUGUUGCGUUGUUAUAAGUUUGUUUUUGUGUAUGUGAAUUGUUAAAACAAGUGAACAAAACACCGAAAUAUGAAGGAAGAGUAUGGACUGUUGUAGAUAGUAUCUAUCAAAUUGAAAACUGUUGAGUGUAAAAUAUUUCAUAGGCAUGAAACAUGAUGAAAUAAUGUCUGAAGCACUACAAAAAUGGACAAUUUUGUGGAAAUAUAGAAGUUUAUCUGACUUACAGCAACAUACAUGUCACACACACAACUCUUGAAGCAUAGAUGAAUUUGUAGCAAAUGGAGGAAUCCGUUUUAUCCUCCUCUGAUUUUGUACUUACCUGAGAAUGUGUGAUUUUAUAACAGUAAAAAAUUAGGACAUUUAAUUUUUUGUACAAUAUUGUGUAUCUUUCCAGAAAUGUGUAUUAUACUUCAUUUAAUUUUGUGUGCUGGUCAAUAAUCUAGUUUUGUAGAAUUUUAAAUAGUUACUUCAUCUGUAUCUUUCAUUAUUAUAGAUUACUCCCUGUUAUGAACUGUUUCUAUAUAAGGCCUAAUUUAUUAUUUUUGAAAAUAUUACUCUUGUUUUGUCCACAUGUUUUGUACUUUUGUUAAUGGAUGGUAAACUUGAAUAUGACAGUGUGAAUGAGGUGCUCGUUUAUUACUUUCUGACUGAAAAUAAUUUUCUGAAGUAGUUUAACAUACAAAAGUUUGUAUGUUUGUUAUGAGAUCUUUUCAAAAUGACUGUUGCCGUGGAACUAUAUAUGUAUAGUGUCUACAGUAUCUCAGCAACAAGAAACCGAGCUUGAAUAAAUGAAACACAGUUGUUAAUAGUUAAAUCGAACUGUUGCUAUCGUAAGAUGGAGAAGUUGUAGAACUAUGAAUGGUGCUAGCAAAUGCCUUGUUAAAAAUACAAAUCAAACCUCCACAUUUUUUGUGUGACUUUACUGUUAAUAAUUACAGUUGGACCACUUAAUAGGUCACACAAAAAGAGUGUGUUGAGAGUAAAAGUGUAAGCAGAGAAGUGAAGUUUGUAUUGGAUUCAGUUGUGGCUGGCCUUGUGAUUGUAAAGAAUGUUUCCUUAUUUGACACAUCAUUUUAUGAUUAUUUAUUUAUUUAUUUUCCAUAUAAAAGUUAUUUGUGUUUCUAAUGUUGCACCUUUCAACUUUUAUGCUUUCAUCUUUAUUAUAUGAAAAUUGAAAUUAAAAAAAAAAAUAUGGCCCCUGUUUCAUCAAAACAACAUAUUUUGUCAUGUUUGCUUAAAGUGAAGCUUCUAGUCACAGAGUCUGCUCUAUGCUUGUUCUGAUACCAUUGCAGUGUAUGUAUGGGAAAUGUAUGAGAAAUAAAUCAAAACCAAAAAAUAAACUAAAAAGGGGAAAAUCGUGAAAAUGAA